UGUGUGUGUGUACACGAGUGCGUACUUGCGCCUGGCAGGGAUAGACAGAGAAAGAGAGAGAGAGAGAGAGAGCAAAGGACGACGCCUCCUCACCUGUUGACUGUGUGUCUCUCGCGCGUGUAUCUCUUUCUCCGCUGCUGCUGCUGUUUUGCACAGUGCCGCUGCUCAACGCUGGCGCUCAGUACUCGACAGCCCGGUAGUAGCUUAUAGUGCGCUAUAUUAUACGUAUAUAGGAGAGCAACAACCCGCGCGACACAUACGAUACACAGUAAUCUAGUGGUGCUCUCGUAUCUCAGCAACUCGAGAAGUGCAGCAACGCCAACGAAUAUUUUUUGCCACUGCCCAGACUCCGAUAGUCAGUCACCCGCGCCUCGAUUGUGUCUCUGUGUGUGUGUGUGUGUGUGUGUGUGUGACGUGUGUGCGCGUAACGAUUCCAUAACAGUGACACAGUGUGCUUUAUCGCAUAUCACGCCGUCGUCCGUAAUCAAAGUGCCACCGAUCUGUUUUCCAGUUGUAUACGCGUGUGCAAGAGCAUCGACGAAAGUGUCGUCGUUGCCAAGAAGAGCGAUCGAAUUAUUGUUGCUCGAUUUUGUUAUUUUGUCGUUGACUCGUGUGCGCGAGAUUGUCGUGUAUCAUUAUCGUGAUAUCAUAUAGUGUUUCCAAGUGCGGGGACACACUGCCAUGAAGAGGACAAGUCUACGCUACUGAUACUUACGAUUCGUUCGUGCGAAAAUCUCGACGUCUCGUCGAGGAACGAGAAACGACGACGAGAGCCUGCACAAUUAGGGGGAGGCAACGGUUGGCUGAAUGAUUGAACUGCAGCGCCUGAUUAACCUGUUCGCGUUGCCUGCAUUGCUCAAUAAGGAGGAGACAGCCAGCAGUACGGUGGUAGCCGAGGCGUUGCGAGCGGGAGCCGGGGGCCCAGGCGGCGGGUGCCGCGCCAGCCCGAUGACGAUGGCCGAGAGCGCGCUCGAGGACGACGCCGCCGCGGGUCCAGCAGCACCGCCGCCCGCGGCCGGCCCGGCCAAGCCGCCGCCGCCCUCCUGCACCAACAACAACACCCUGGCGGCGACGGCCAAUCGCAACCAUCGUCACUCGUCGCCGCUCAACAGCAGCGGCAACAGCAAUCAUCGCAAUUCGUCGAGCUCGUCGCAGACGCUACAGCCGGCCCGCAAGCGUAAGCGCCUCAGCCAGGUGCUGGACAUUCUGCAGCAGCACAACAGGGGCGGUGGCGGCGGCUGCUCGCCCAAGGGACAGACGGCCCUGCCCUCGGAGGGCGAGGACGAGGACGUGUUCAGCUCGCCGAGAUCGAGCCCCCGCGAGGGUAGCGUCGACGUCAAGCCGAGCUUUCAGCAUCCCUAUCAUCAGCAUCAUCAUCAUCAUCAUCAUCAUCCCCACCAUCAGCAGCAGCAGCAGCAGCAGCAGCAUCACUUUGGCAGUCGCAACGUGUACCCCGGCUGCAGUUGCACCAACUGCUCGACGUCGUCGCCCCUGAUGAUGCCGUCGCCCACGUCGCCGCUGACCCCCCUGACGCCCCUCACGCCCCACGGCUUUCCCCCGCUCGCGCCCAUAUCCCCGUCGUCGUUCAACUUCGAGCACUACAUGCACAGCAAGUACCUGCAGAAUCUCCAGAGCAGCGGCAAGCGCAGCCACUCGGACUCGGACGAGCCGCCGAGCAGUUGGUCGCCCUCGGAGUCCCUUCAGCAGCAGCAGCAGCAGCAACAGCAUCAGCUUCAGCAACAGAAACGACGGGACGAGCGUCCACCGCCGACGUCCUCGGCCAACUCGGUGCCGCGCAGCAACUCGCUCGAGUCCGACACGACGACCAACAGCAGCAGUCCCCAGGAGUCGCCCCUCGAUCUGUCGAUGAAGAGUCUGCUGGCGGCGGCGAUGGCCAGGCCACCGGCGCUCCAGCUGCUGCAACCGGGCCUCAUGUCGCGCGGCUCCCUCAGCGUCCCCGUGGUCCGGGGCGACGUCGCCUCGCCCACCACCAAGGAGAGCGUCGCCGUCAGGUACAACCUCGAGGUGUCGCCCGUCGUCGAGGAGAUGCCCCCGGGCACCGACGUCGCCUACGUCUGCCCGGUCUGCGGCCAGAUGUUCAGUCUGCACGAUCGCCUGGCCAAGCACAUGGCCUCGCGGCAUCGCCGACAGAACGCCCAGGACAGCCAGGCCAAGGCCUACCUCUGCAACGUGUGCAAUCGCAGCUUCGCCCGCAGCGACAUGCUCACGCGACACAUGCGCCUGCACACCGGGGUCAAGCCCUACACCUGCCGGACCUGCGGCCAAGUCUUCAGCAGGUCCGACCACUUGAGCACCCAUCAGCGCACCCACACCGGCGAGAAGCCCUACAAGUGUCCCCAGUGCGUCUACGCGGCCUGUCGCAGGGACAUGAUCACCAGGCACAUGAGGACCCACUCGAGGGACGGGGUCAAGGGCACGUCGACCUCGUCGUCCGCCGGGGCGAGCCCGGCAGCGACGGCGGAACCCAAGCAGGAGCUGCCCGAGGCCCCGAGCCCGCCCAGGUUCGAGUCGAGCUCGCCCGGCUACGAGGCCGCCUCCAAUCACUCCGCGGCCAGCAGCUUCGAGACCAAAUUGCACCACAAGCAGAUCAAGACGGAAUGACGCCGCCUGACCAACAUGUUGGCCGGAUGAUACUUCCGCGAGCGAGCCAGAUCGCUCUGGCCCUAAUGGUAUAUAAAUUGUUGCAGAGCUUUACGAAAACACACACAUACACACACAGUGAUCGUUGCCCGAGUCAAACUCGAGGCCUCGACGACAUUAAAAUGUUCAUUAUCUGGUCAAGGCGGCGACGAGUCGCAAAUAAACGAAAUACGAAAUCUACGAGAUCGUCGGAUGCGCGCGAAAAAAACACGGCGAGUAGGAGAAAUGAAAAAAAAAAAAUAUCGAACAAAGUCACAUCCAUCUCGGGGAAAACUGUUUUGGUGUGCUGUGUAGGCUGAAAGCAGGAUUGAUUCUCUCUGCGUUGCUUCCGUACCGGAUCACGAGAGCUUCUUCAAGAUAGCAAAAAAAAA
Molecule: messenger RNA, 3032 nt
Organism: Trichogramma pretiosum
Lineage: Eukaryota; Metazoa; Arthropoda; Insecta; Hymenoptera; Trichogrammatidae
Gene: klu
Product: early growth response protein 1-A
Exons: 2
Coding region: 808-2622 (604 amino acids)
Biological process (GO): regulation of transcription by RNA polymerase II
Molecular function (GO): RNA polymerase II cis-regulatory region sequence-specific DNA binding; DNA-binding transcription factor activity
Source: RefSeq, a predicted model, not a curated record